AUGGCGCUGCUACUACACCUGUUGGAGUACCUCCUACACAAGCUGGGAAUUAGGAAGCACAUUAAGGGGGUGAAGCGCAUCUGCAUGAACAGCAUUAAGCAUUUCAUUUUGGAGGAGUUAGAACUGACCCCCUUCACGGUUAGCCUCCUCGAUGGCCUGGCGAGAAACGCACCGGGGGGGAAGCCACAUAGGGAAAGCGGCACACACGGGAAAGUCUCAUCGAAGGGGAAGCGGCCCCGUGAAGAGAAGGGAGCGUUCGGUGCGUAUUUGGCCUACCUGGACUCUCUGAAGGAGAGGAGACACCAACUGAGCUUUGACAUUUGCUACGUCGGUAGGGUGGAGGUCGACUGGGGGGUCCCCUCCAGCGGGGAGGGCAAUCUAAGCGGCAAUAGAAGCGGCAGUAGGAGCGGAAACAGACGCGGCAACAGAAGCGGUAAUAGAAGUGGCGGGGUGCGCGAUGCACACGUCUACAGCGGCUUGACCGCGCAGGUGGAAAACGUCUUCGUGAGUGUGAAGCUGCAGGAGGAGGGCGUCCGCUCGGGGGAGUCUGCGAGAGGAGGAAGGGGAAAGAACGGAAAGAAGGCAAACAUGGUUGGCCGCACAGUGGGUAGCGCUAAAAACGAUGGUGAACGGAGCAGCGGUGAUGAUAGAUGCAAAUCCUUGGAGACCCGCAGGAGCCUCCCCCUGGUGGCUCUCCUCCUGGGCGUCCUCUACCUGAACGUCGUGAAAACGAAGCUGUGCAAGUUGGCCUGUUCCCUCCUCCAGUACAUCACUCAUAAUAUUUUAAAGAGGAACCUCCUGCGCCUUCUCAAAGGAACCCUUUCCAAAAUGGCCAAGCAACACAUCCUCUGCCUUGACGUAAGAAACGUAAAUAUCAUUUUUGAAGAUUCUCUCUCGAAUGGAAAGAAAAGGAUCUUCCUCUCUGUACAUGUGAGCGAAAUUCACGCGGACAACUGUAGCUUUAUCCGGAGCAGGGAGAGAGAGGGAAGCCACGUGAGGGAAGAGACACUCAGUCGGAACCUCCUCCAAAAGGGGAAGAAGCUCAUUCGAAAUGGUGGGGACACCCUGCAGGGGAAUACCUACGAGGACCUAUUCAACGUGGGCAUCAGUCAGGUUAGUGUUUACCAAGAUGGAAGGAGUCAGCACAUCGGUAGGAGCGACAUUCGUGAGGACAAGCUUAAAUAUAAAUUUUUUUUCUUUUAUAAUAUGAAAGUCACCCAUCAGAGGGAGUGCCUGCUGAAGGAGACCAACCUGCUGUGGGUCGUAUCGAAGGACAGGGGCAGCCAGAGGUACCUCCUCAGCGUCGUCACCCCGGGCAUUCAGCUCGCCCUUUCGAAUGAUGGGCUUUACAGUUUGUAUUUGUUUCUGUAUAACACCGAAGAGGAAGAGCCCGCGUCGCCGGGGAAACGAAACUGCUCCAGUUGGACCUUCACAUGGAACAGUUCAAAGUGA
Messenger RNA from Plasmodium vivax (malaria parasite P. vivax), 1452 nucleotides. RefSeq lists its product as hypothetical. The transcript has 2 exons. The record is from RefSeq and is a predicted model, not a curated record. NCBI's taxonomy places the organism in Eukaryota, Apicomplexa, Aconoidasida, Haemosporida, Plasmodiidae. The coding region runs from base 1 to 1452 and encodes 483 amino acids.